Messenger RNA from Centruroides sculpturatus (bark scorpion), 1238 nucleotides. RefSeq names its product sex peptide receptor-like. Gene Ontology annotation, biological process: G protein-coupled receptor signaling pathway. The coding region runs from base 147 to 1238 and encodes 363 amino acids. The record is from RefSeq and is a predicted model, not a curated record. The transcript has a single exon. Gene Ontology annotation, cellular component: membrane. Gene Ontology annotation, molecular function: G protein-coupled peptide receptor activity. Lineage: Eukaryota; Metazoa; Arthropoda; Arachnida; Scorpiones; Buthidae.
AUAAUCAAGCGAAGAAAAAUCAAAGUGAAGCGCUUGAUUGCCGAUAAUGAACCAGGAGUUUUUUUGUUGGCAUUUUCAAUAUCAGUUAGUUUGCUUGAAUAUUCGGUGACCUAUCGUCUACUACAGCACAUACGAAACAGAAGAAGAUGGAGUCGGAAACAACUACAGAAAUAAUCACCGAACACAUAGUAUCAUUUGAUGAUAGCAUCAAUAGCACAAACAUAUCAGAGGAAUCAUCAUAUUAUCUAAAUACACCUUUUAAUCUGGUUAAUGUUUCGCGGGACUUGCCAUUCCGUUACGCUAUGCCUUUGUUUGGUUACAUCAUGCCGUUUUUGCUUCUAGUGACGAUCGUUGCCAACACCUUAAUAGUCGUGGUGUUAUCGCAGAGGCACAUGAGGACACCGACUAAUUUAGUACUCUUGGCCAUGGCAAUUUCCGAUAUGUUAACACUGUUAUUUCCUGCACCUUGGUAUUUUUACAUGUAUACACUAGGAAAUCACGCAAAGGUUCUAUAUCCACCAUCUGCCUGUUACGCUUAUCAUUGCAUGAUUGAAAUUUUACCCAGUUUCUUUCAUACGGCUUCUAUAUGGUUAACGUUAUUGUUGGCUGUACAAAGAUAUAUUUACGUAUGUCAUCCGACUACGGCUCGUACUUGGUGCCAAGUGCCCAAAGUUCUAAGAGCCAUGGUUUGGGUGUUUAUAUUUUCUCUGUUUCAUCAAUCAACUCGCUUCUUCGAUAGAGAAUACUGUUCCAUAAAAUUCCCCGUAAAUGGUGAAUUUCAUUGGCGGUGCGGCUUUCAAACGGCGCGAUGGGUGAGAGAAUUUGUUACAGAAAAUGCAUAUUUUACGUUUUAUUACGGUUUUCGCAUAGUGUUUGUACACAUUGGUCCCUGUACAGCUUUGGUCGUCCUCAACGUGCUUCUAUUGAAAGCCCUUAAAGAAGCGCAGAGAAAACGUGAAAGAUUGUUCAACGAGAAUCGUAAAAGCGAAUGUAAGAAAUUAAGAGAUAGUAAUUGUACUACUUUAAUGUUAAUUGUCGUAGUGACUGUGUUUUUGGCAGUCGAGAUACCGUUAGCAGUCACUACGCUGUUGCAUGUCAUGCAGAAUGCCCUCGAUUUAAACAUUGCGGAUUACAAUGAUUUGAACGCAACCAUUUUGUUUACAAAUUUUUUCAUCAUGNUGAGAGCUGUCAUACACAGUUGGCAAGAAAAUAUACAGAAGCGUUCUGUCUGUUGGUGA